ACAUUUCAUCGUCUAAUCAAUUACCAACGUUCCAAAAAUUAAAUAUCCCCAAAUUUGAAAUUCGAAAUGCCCCACAAACAUACCUAUCUCUCUUCUUCUCACUUCACCCUCCGGUGCUGACAUCAUCGACGCUGUGAACAAUGUCGGCGAUCGAGAAAAACCUCGUUCAGAUCUUCGAUCGGAAAAAGCGAAUCAUCGAGCAUGCUCGUCAGGAAUCUCGUCUAUGGGAGCAUCACCUUCUUCCUAAACUCAUCCUCAACGGAAUUCCUCCUCCUCCAUGGCUCACCCACUCAGAUCCCAAAGAUUUAAACAGACAUGAAGUUGUUUCUGAAGGUUUACUAUCGCGGACACAAUUUGGAAUUCCUUUCACUGGUCAACAAUGCAGUCUAUACAGCAAUCUGGAUGCUGUUUUCAAUGGUGUUCAUUAUCCUGUUGGUUUACGCAAUGAAGUCUGCGCUUUUAAAAAUGACAGUGAUAUGGGGCGCAGGCUUUCAAUUUUGCCGGAUUGCUCGGUCAACAAUGCUGGAUGUGCUUCAAGUGAUCCUCCAGAAUUGGAUUCAGGUGCUAUUUCACCUCAGAAUCAGAUAGAACCAAGAGUCUCCGAGAGUUUCCAUGACCCAGCAGUGUCACUAGCAAAGUUGCAAAGGUCAAGGUCGAGGCAGAAGGCUCUCGAGGAACGUAAUAGUGCAAUAGCAUCCAACCGGUUGUCAGGAGAUGGUGAUAAUGCUGGUGAUUGUACUGCCGCAGCUACAGGUUCUGCACCGCCGUCUCUACAAGAAGACCAUAUCAAGGAUUUAAGCUUGGUCAAUGAGUUUCAACCCAACAGCCAAAGUUUUUUGAUGGAAGAAGUGAGAAGAGAGGACUGUCUAACUCAAAAAGGUUCAAGGUCUAAUUACUCUGGCCGUAAAACAAGAUCUAAAGCUUCAUCCCAGAAGUUCAACUCUUCGAGUGCAGGUACUUCUUCUGUAGAGAAGGAAGAUGGUCCUCCACUUAAUGAUUUGAAGGAGGUAAUGGAGCUAGUCAACCGGCCUUCUUUUAUAAAUGAAACUUGUGGGGUUCAGGAACCAAAUAUAAUAGAGUUUCAGAACAACGAAGUUGGAAGCAGUGUCUAUGAUAAGAGUUUAGCAAAACCUAAAAGUUCUAGCCAAGCAGAACAUAAUAGUGAAUUGUUGAACUUAGACAGCUCGUCAGGAAGAUACAAAGUGGUUGAAGCAUCUGAUUUGAAGCAACCAUGUUCUCAUGUUGAGUUAACCGAUCUAAGCAAAACCUCCGAUUGUAUCAAUGGAAGCAGGAGGAGUAUAGUUAAAGAUGGUGACUUCUGCCAAACUAAUCAAGAAAGUAACAUUCGAAGUAGGUUAAGACUGCAUAAAAGUUCUUGUCCAUCACCAGGGGAUGAUUUUUUCACAACUGGCGGUUCUGUAAAUUCUAUUGAUAAAUCCGUGCAAUUGCUUCAACCUUUAAUUUCAAAGAAUUUGCAGGACCCCUCAGUGGCCAUUGUUGGGUCUUUCGGUAGCCAAAAGGAACCUCACAUUUCUGCAGGUAAAACAAAAGAACAAUCAAGUAGAAGUGGUUCUGGAAAGGCAUACUUAACCAGAAAUUCAAAGUUUUCAAAGUCUCCAAAUUCCAAUUCACGCGAGCGAAGUGCUGUCCGUUCUGAAUCCGCUGGUAAGAAGUCUCAAAAUGUACAGCUGACCAAACUGGAUCAUAGAAGGUUAUCUACAAGUCCAAAGUAUUCCAAAUUAGAUGUAGAAAUUUCAGUGAAUUCUGCAGAGAAGGAGAACAUUGCCGAAGUUGGUGCUUCUAGAAAUACAAGGGCUGUGACUAGUCACACAACAGAAGGGCCGUUGAUCUCUUCCAGUAUAGAUGGUGGGUCUUUACUUGCAGAAUCAUUAUACAUUAAAGCAGCUGUGGCUGAAAAGGACUUGGAUGUCCAAGAAAAUAUAGCAUCUGAUGUGAAUUCCAAUGAUAAUGCUGAGCACAGAUCUGCUGCAACUAAUGCCAAAGUUCAUCUUGAUUUUGAUGGAUUAGUUGAUAAUGAACCUUCUUGUUUGGGGUCAAGACUCAAUACUGCCAACCCUAAGGUUAGGGAGGAUGUUUCUGUCUUAAGGCUUUCCCCUGAUUUCGUUGUGUCUGUGAUUCCUAAGCAACUUGUUUUUGAUGAUGGUGAAGAGACCAAUAGGGAUGGAAUAAUUAGCCUUGAUUUGAAAGAAGGAUGCCGAAGAAUGUCACUAUAUAAAGAACCGCCGGCUUUGUCGGAACCAUUGAAGUUACUCGAUGACAUACAGGAAGUUCUGGCAGAUUCUUUUUCUGAAGCAGUUACUGAAAAUGAUUUGCUCAGACAUUCAGACAAAAGUGUCACAAACUUUAAUGUUAGGUUCUCAUCUGGUUCUCCUACUGAUGACACAAAUGUUGAUUUGGCACAACAGGCCCCAAAUACCAUUUGCUUGGGUCAAAAUGGUGACUUAUUGCCGCAGGCGCUGCUCAGUAAUGGAAAAGUUACUAAUUUUUCAACUGACUGCCAUAAUUUCAAAAGUUCCACACAGAGUUUUACUAAUAAUGUGGAGCAUUCAUGCUCUCAGCAUAAGAGAAGGAAGGUUGAAAUUGCAACAGAGAAAUUUCUUCCUGACUCUACACUCUUGGCGGAAAAGCCAGUUGAUUCCAUUGACCAAAGGCCUGCAAGUGGAACCUCAAGUAUCAAAGAAGACAAUCCUGAGGCUGUCAUUGAAGUUCAACAUUUGGCAUAUGAUCAGGCGGAUAGUAUAGGAGAUCAACAUACUAGAAAUAGCCCAACAGAUGCGAUGGAAGACACCGAGGAAAGGAAAAAAAUGGAAGGGUCUUCAGUUAAAGUGAGAAAAGAAGAGAAACUUAUAUUGGAUGGAAGAGGCCGAAGCUCAGACAACCUUAUGUUGCCAGAAACAAAUCCGUUCAGUUUUAGUAUUGACUCAAUGAGGUUCAACAUGGACGAGAAGGCGGGGUCAUGGCAUCUUGAGGUUAAUUCUGGACAAGAUAGUGCAGAGCAUCUGACUUGUGUUGAAAGAAGCACAUCAAGUAGAAGAAUCAAUCCCGGAGGUGAUACUGAGUUCUCAGAUGGUUUGUCUGUUUCUCCAGGAUUACGAGAUUUGAAUUUGAUUGGUACAGGCGAAGCUUUACCAGAGUUCGAAGGGUUCCUUAUGCAGACAGAUAAUGCGCAACCAUGCACUGCUCGAGACGAAAUGGAAUUGGAAAGUCUGAGUCUUCCUAGUAACUCCGUAGAUUAUACAUCACUUGGUAGAUCUAGAUUCAUGUAUUCUCCAUCAUGCUAUUCUUCUACUCCAUACAAGUUGCAUAGCCUGGCAAACCUUUAUCAGUCUUUACCUAAUGGACUUCUGGAGGGAUAUGGUCUAAGGACUUCCCGUCCUGCAUACGAUGGGAGUCCAAGGUCCCUUUCUGAUUGCCGACCAAAUUGUAAUGGUCAGUUUACAUCUUCGGUCCAAACUCUUUGGGAUCGAUUUAAUUCGAAUUUCGGCAGUUCAGGAAAGCGUAAGAGUUCAAAACCAGAGCUACCCUGCAUUAAUGAAGAAAAUGAAAAUGUUGACGAGAUUGCUGGUACAUUUCAAAGAGGCAUUGGUUCAGAAGGAAUAACAAGGUCAAUUACCAGGGGACUACUAGCUGAUAUUGUAGAUAAUGCAAACCCUUCAACAUCAGUUUUACAAGAUGCAUUAGCUAGUGGACGUAAGGAUUCUGUGAGCUCAGAAUUUAACUUCGACGGGACUCCCAAUAAAAUAAAAAAGAAACCUGACAUGCAGAAUGGAAAUGGGAUAAGAUUUGCAAAUAAGGGGAAGGAAAACAAGAGUGUAGUAAAUGGUGCCAAGAGGAACUCUGAAUCAGUACGUAAAAGAUCCAGUAGGUCAAAGUUAUCUGGAAAAAAUAGUAUGAAAGAUCCAGUAAAUGGUACCAAGAGGAACUCCGAAUCAGUACGUAAAAGAUCCAGUAGGUCAAAUUUAUCUGGAAAGAAUAGUUUGAAACAACGAUGUCCCACUUUUUCUGGAGGGAAGUCUACACGCAGUAAUAUUGUAUCCAAUCUUACUUCCUUUAUUCCAUUAGUGCAGCAAAAACAAACGGCAGCAGUUUUUACAGGCAAGAGAGUUAUCAAUGUGCCUUCUCUGAUUAAAGCUGAGGCUGCCAAGCGCAAUGCUGACAUUAAAGCGAAUGAGCAAAAGAAGAGGAAGGAGUUCAUGAUGGAGCAGCAGAAGAAAAAGAAGGAGGAAGAAGAAAUGGCAGCAAAAGAAAAAAAACAAAGGGAAAUUGAAGAGGAAAAGGAGAAAGAUAGAAAAAGGAAGCUUGUUAAUGACAUGAAGCAGCAAGAGCAUGGGAAGAUGCAUGCUAAGAAAGCUAGAGCUGCAGGUGAAGAAGUCCGUGAAAGCAGGAAAAUUGACAAUCGUAACAACUUGCUACUGCAAGAAAAUAGACAAGGCAAUGUGCAGAAAAUUUCAGAAACUGAACCUUUGACCAUCAGCGAUCCUGCUAAUAACAAAACCAAGGAAAGCUGUUAUGAUAAGUCAGAAUCUGUGAGCGAAUGUGCCAAUAAAGGAAAGGCAAAAAUGGUUGAUUUGAUCAAAGCUGUUAUAGACAAUGACUCUAUCAUCAAAAACUCACUUCAAGAGCAAUCAUACGAGAUGUCUCCAUAUAGAUCAGAUGAUGAUGAAGAUGAUGAUGUACCAAAUAAUAAGUUUAUGCCAUCAUGGGCAAGUAAGCAUAGCCUGUCAAUGAUUAUUUCUUCCCAGAAAAUUGACCCGGAAAGAAUAUUUCCUCGGCAAAGUUUUUGCGAUAUAGCGAAAGUACUCCUGCCUCGGAGGCUUCUGUUAUAGUACCAGUUCAGGAAUCAGGACGUAGUGAUUCUCUCAUUCAUUUCACAAUAAGGGAUUUUGUGUUAAGACUUGGUCUGUUGUAUACUUGUGGCAGUUUUUUGUAGAGCGUCUUUACGGAUUAAGACGUUGCUGCAAAGAUGAUUAGAGGAUACCUGCGCUAUCUUUUCUGGAGUUGAGCAAUGAGUUCAAAUCAAUAUUUUGAUGCACCCUCAAGUCUGCUGCUUUUAACGAUUUUUUUGUUUGUUUUUGAUAUGUGUCCUUUUGUAAAGUUAACUAGUUAAUUGUAAAAGAAGUCAAUGUAUAUGUAUGAAAAAAUUCAUUGUUAAAUUGUUAACACAAAGCGAAGCGAGGAGUUGUAUCUAUCUAUCAAGGCCCUUGAACAUGACAACUGUUACGUCAGAAUGUAAACGUUGGUUGGCAAGCAUAGAAUGUACCAGCUCUUUGGUAGUAAUGUUAAUGUUGAUUUAUGAUUCA
Messenger RNA from Medicago truncatula (barrel medic), 5321 nucleotides. RefSeq lists its product as uncharacterized. The transcript has 9 exons. Bases 141 to 4847 code for a protein of 1568 amino acids. Lineage: Eukaryota; Viridiplantae; Streptophyta; Magnoliopsida; Fabales; Fabaceae. The record is from RefSeq and is a predicted model, not a curated record.